CACAUGUUCUAAGAUAACUUUUUAUAUAAAAACUCGGAAAUUUUAAGAAGCAUCACUAUUAGUCGCAGCAACAAUAAGGCAAACACUAAUAAAAAAUGAAAUUCUUCAUCGUGUUCGCCCUCUUCGCCGCGGCUUCGGCCAGCAUCCUGCCGCCGGCAGUCAUCGCCAGCACCAACCCCGAGGUGCAGGAGAUCCUUGCCUCUAUCCAGAGCCCGAGCACCGACCCCGCCACCGCCGCCGCCCUCGAGCAGCUGCUCCUUGAAGUCCUCGGACUCGCCAAGCCCGAGCCCAUCCACGUUGGACCCGCUAUCGUUGGCGAGCCCAUCCACGUCGGACCCGCUAUCAUCGACGAAUACGAGCCCAUCCACAUUGGACCCGCAAUUGUUGAUGAGCAAGAAGUUGCCCCCGUCAUCCCUGCUCCCUCUGCUCAAUCUCCACUUGUUCAAAUCAUCUUGAAGAUCAACGCCCCUACCAACGUUCCUGGUGCCCCCGUUGUCGUGGAGACCAUCCCUCCCGCGCCCACUCCCGUCCAAGUUGUUGAGGAGGCCGAGAACCCCGACUCCGUUAUCAUUGCCGACAGCCCCAUCAUCGCUGAACCCGUCAUCGUUGCUCCAGUUGUCCCCGAGCCUAUCCUCAUCGCUGACCCAGCUAUCGUGGCUCCCAUCGUCCCCGAGCCAGUGCUUGUCGCUCCCAUCAUCCCCGCUCCCGCUGUUGUUCUGCCCGACAUUCUUAACUAAGCAAUGAAUACAUUAUAUAUUGCGCAACAUGUGAUUACAUAUCACAAUUUGUCAACAAUGUGAAAUAAGUUCUUCUUCACGCAAUAAAGAUGUUUUUAUAAA
Molecule: messenger RNA, 839 nt
Organism: Papilio xuthus (Asian swallowtail)
Lineage: Eukaryota; Metazoa; Arthropoda; Insecta; Lepidoptera; Papilionidae
Product: 36.4 kDa proline-rich protein-like
Exons: 2
Coding region: 96-737 (213 amino acids)
Source: RefSeq, a predicted model, not a curated record